ACAGCCUAGAUAGCUGCUAGCUCAGGUCAGCCUAUCGAUCGAUCUACUUCCGUAGAGAAAGAGUUAGCCAGCAGUUGAGCAAUGGCGGAGAGGGUGAGGAGGCUGGCGUCGCAGCGGGCGGUGGUGAUCUUCGGGGCGAGCAACUGCUGCAUGUGCCACGCGGUGAAGAUGCUCUUCACGGAGAUGGGCGUCAGCUGGACGGUGCACGAGCUGGACAAGGACCCCCGUGGGAAGGACGUCGAGAGGGCGCUCGCCGGCAUGGUCGGACGGACCCCGCCGGUGCCGGCCGUCUUCAUCGGCGGCAGGCUCGUCGGCACCACCGACCAGGUCAUGACGCUGCACGUCGGCGGCCAGCUCGUGCCGCUCCUCCGCCAUGCCGGCGCCCUCUGGCUCUGAGCUUCUGAAGAAUGAAGGACAGCAGUGGCU
Messenger RNA from Hordeum vulgare subsp. vulgare (domesticated barley), 426 nucleotides. RefSeq names its product putative glutaredoxin-C2. The record is from RefSeq and is a predicted model, not a curated record. NCBI's taxonomy places the organism in Eukaryota, Viridiplantae, Streptophyta, Magnoliopsida, Poales, Poaceae. The coding region runs from base 82 to 396 and encodes 104 amino acids. The transcript has a single exon.